AUGAAGCUUCAACAACUCGCCAUUACCCUGUUCGCUGCUCUUGCAGCAGCAAACCCAAUCCCCCUGGAGGAGCGCCAGCGUAUGCUAUCCCCUCCACCCACGCUGUUAGAGAUAGCUCAAGCUAACAACGGGACACCAGUCACCGGCAACGAGCUCCGCGUCGGCACUUGCGAAGACAUAACCUUCAUCUUCGCCCGCGGCUCCACUGAGCUGGGCUACCUCGGCAGCACCGUCGGCCCCGCAACCUGCAACGCGCUCAAACUCGCGCGCCCCGGGUCCGUCGCCUGCCAGGGCGUAGCACCCGCGUACAUCGCCGACCUCGCCUCGAACUUCCUGCCACGCGGGACCAACAGCGUCGCCAUCAACGAGGCGAAAGACCUCUUCAACCUCGCGGCGUCCAAGUGCCCAAAUACCAAAAUCGUUGCGGGAGGGUACAGUCAGGGCGCUGCCGUAAUGCACGCCGCUAUCUCGGAGCUUUCCAGCGCCGUGAAGGAUCAGAUCAAGGGCGUGGUGCUGUAUGGUGAUACGCGGAACCAGCAGGAUGGCGGGCGAAUUCCGAACUUCGACACGGGCAAGACGAAGAUCAUCUGUGCGUUUGGGGAUCUGGUUUGUGAGGGGACGCUUGUUAUCACCGCGGCGCAUUUGAGUUACCUGGAUGAUGUGCCCGAUGCGACGAGCUUUCUUUUGGGGAAGCUUUAG
Messenger RNA from Aspergillus mulundensis, 699 nucleotides. Its product is annotated as cutinase family protein. NCBI's taxonomy places the organism in Eukaryota, Fungi, Ascomycota, Eurotiomycetes, Eurotiales, Aspergillaceae. Gene Ontology annotation, cellular component: extracellular region. Bases 1 to 699 code for a protein of 232 amino acids. Gene Ontology annotation, biological process: carbohydrate catabolic process. Gene Ontology annotation, molecular function: cutinase activity. The transcript is spliced from 2 exons. The record is from RefSeq and is a predicted model, not a curated record.